Molecule: messenger RNA, 9215 nt
Organism: Hermetia illucens (black soldier fly)
Lineage: Eukaryota; Metazoa; Arthropoda; Insecta; Diptera; Stratiomyidae
Gene: Eph
Product: ephrin type-B receptor 1-B
Exons: 13
Coding region: 3670-6864 (1064 amino acids)
Biological process (GO): axon guidance; cell surface receptor protein tyrosine kinase signaling pathway; protein phosphorylation
Cellular component (GO): neuron projection; plasma membrane
Molecular function (GO): transmembrane-ephrin receptor activity; protein binding; ATP binding
Source: RefSeq, a predicted model, not a curated record
GUAGCCGUGGUCGUUGAAUCCGUCCGGUCACUGGUUUAACUGGUUUUCCUGGAUAGGAUUUCGGGGAUUGUGAGCUAUACAGCUCCUGUCAUUAAUUGUGCGCAUGUGUUCGUUUCGUAUGAAGAAUGCACAUAUGAAAUUUUAAGCAUACCUACACCUAUGAUGGGUAAAUGUUUUGUUAUAGCUGUAGUUGUACCGCUGGUAACUGGUGUAAAAAGGAAAAUGGCAGUGGCACAGUGCAAGUGAUGAUUUUCGUCUUGCAAUUUCUAUUGACGACUUUUCAAAGAAACUAAACGAAAUUAUUAUUGAAAAUUGUCGAAAUUGUCGCCGCGUUGUAUCUAGAAAUGUUAAUUAUGGUCUGAUAUGUUCUAAUCGUGGGUGUUGUGUAUGAAAAAGUUGGUUUGUUUAUUUCAUAUAGUCGCCUCCUUGCCCGUCAUCGGUGCUGUGCUGUGAUUCAAGUUUUUUUUUUUUUCUCUUGUUUCUUGUUCGUACCGUGCCUCGAAAAAGCUAUGAGAAAAAAAGGAAGCUAAAGGAAGAAAAAAAAAUAGAAUAUAAAGAAAAUCCUUGCGGAAAAAAGGGAAAUAUUUUGGUGGUGUAAAUUGCGACAAGGUAGUUGGAAGCCAGUGCACUCAGUCAUUCGUGGUUUUUUUUUUUUUUUUUGUAACUUGUCUACUUUGCUUAUAAUGUGAAUUCAGUUUUGGCGUUUGUUGUUUAUCCAUUCAUUGGUGUCUUCUUGAUGUUGGUGUAGUGCUUCCGAAGAAGAGGAAGGCUUUCGCCUGAGAUGUUACUUCUGCUGUUCCAACUAGUCGAUCUUGUUUUCCGGUGAAAUGCUAUAACAUCUUUUUGUUAUUGGAAUAUAAAAGAAAGUGCAAGGACUCAUCACGGAUCGUUGAAUGUGGUUUAGUGUUGGUUCUUAGUUCUCCAGUUGUGUCCGGCUCAUCACUUGGCAGUACCACGUUGUUUUCCGGUAAUGAGUGUCUAUAGAUCAUUUGGAACAUCAGCUAUGAUGCCGAUGUUUGUAUGUGUUCUUGAUGAAGUAGAGAUCAGAGCAUCUUUAAGGAAAUAGCUAGGCUAUUGCAUGGACAACUCCUAGAACACGAUAGCAGCUACUAACAAUUUCGACCUUGGAACAUCACUUUUGUUAUCGUGAUUUAUUUUGAAUAAACCUCGAACAUCUGGACCAAUUCGUCGGCUUCGUCUCAUUCUGAAUGGAUUCCCUCAAUCAGUGCUGCAAUGUAACCAGUGCUUGCAAGAAAUGUGGCUCGUCUACCUUGGAAGGGCUCUUGGAAAAUCAUGUCAGCACCUCGUUUACGGGGGUAGUUCUUCGGAUCUCUUUAUUGAAUAAAGGAUUUUGCUGAUCCGAUAGAGUGACUAGACUGACAAGAGGAAAUCAGCCAAACUACACUAUGACUUGAAAGAGAUCCUGUUCCGUUUGGCUGCCAGAGAACAAGACGAAAUAAGGUCCCUGAAGAUAAGAAAUAAGUUUCAUAUUCCGUUUCAACAAAAAUCAAGAGUGAUCAACAGGAAAGUUUAAUGGAUUGGACAAUAUUUAUAACAGUGUCAGCCUGUUAUCGCCUAGUUGGACCUUGUGGGAAUACUCUAUGAAAAUUGCCCAAGGCGGGUAAAGGAAUGAUUAGGCAAUAUUCCUUAAGCCUUGACUGCUAAAUCGAAAAAGGGCCACUAUCUCAUAGACCAGAAAACAAGCAUUUUGAACCAACUAAAAAAUGCUGGGAAUUAGUAAUGCAUACGAGAGUGUAAACAAACAUAAACAUCCUUAGGAAGUCAACACGUUACCAUACUAUCCUUAAAAUAUUGGAAGAAUUAUAUUUUUCAAUAAAAUAUAAUAAACUGGAUGGAGAAAACGCCGAUAUAACAUUCGAGCUUUUUUGAAUUUUGUUGAGAUUGAAACACAAUGACAGCCUUUGAACCGAGCAUAAAUAAAUAAAUAAAUGCACGUGGAAAUUCCAUCUGAUCUGGAAUAAUUUAAAACGAAUAAAACAGAAAAUAUAGAAUAAAAAAUAAAAAAAAAAAUAAAAACAAAUAGAGAGCCAGAGAGUUUAAAAAAGAACGAACGAUAUGAGUAAAGUAUUUUGAUAUAAAAUAUUUUAAUUUCGUUGGUAAUUCAAAGAAAAUAUCAAAAUAAAUACAACAAGCGCGAAUGGAUAUGAUCUCCUAACAACGAAGAUGAAAGUAAAUAUUUUGAGGGAAGAGAAUAUUUAAAAGAACGAUAAGCAACAACAACAAAAAAACUAUAAGCAAUAAAAACAGAUAAAAAAUUUUUCUAAAUAUUUAUUAUAAUAAUUAAUCUAAUUAUAUAUUAAAAAUCUUCUAAAAGGAAAUAUAAAUGUAAAAUUUUGCGUUAAAGACGUAUGCAAAGAUAUUUAAUAAAAAUAAUAAUAAAUUUAGUGAUGAAUGUAAAUAUUUUGUAAAACAUCUCCAUUUUAUAUAUAUAUAUAUAAAUAUAAAUAUAAUUAAACGCGUUUAUUUAGAAUAAUUACAUAAAUAAAAACAACUGAUCUUAAUCGCGAUAAAAAAGGACCUUCAAUUGAUAACAUCCAUAGAAUACAAGGAUCGAUUUACUUAUUUUCGUAAGAACUAAGCGAAACCUGGUAUAUUUUAGAUUGGGUUGACAAUUUUUGCUCCAUUCUUUUUGUAUUUUAUUUCAUAAAGUGCGUGUAUGCUAUCGUAAAUAUAGUUAAUUGUUGAAAAAUAAUAAGCGGGAAUACUUAUAUAAACAAAUCACUCGUAUCUUGCCACAUAUACAACCCUCCAUUCAUUUAUAUUGGACAGAAAUUUUCUAUUUGUUCUUCAUAUUCAUUUUAAUACUAAACGUGAUUAUAUGAAGAUAAAAUCAGGGAAAUAAAAAUCUAUUUAACUUGUUUUCGGAUAAAAUAAGACUUUUGAAUAAUUUUUAAUAAAAGCAGUGAUGAUAAAAAUCAUGUUUUCGGUGGAAAAUAAUCGCAAUAAUUACAAUAAAUUCAGUAGAAUUUGUAAUAAUGGAUGCAAAUAUAAUUCUAGUAAAAUUGCAGUUAGAUAAUUCAUCAAAAAUCUAUAAAAAUUUUAACAGUUUCAAGGCAAAACCAGUGAUAUUGAUGCGAAAAUAAUACGAUAUAAACAUCAUUCUCAUUGAUUGAAUAAUAAAAUCAAGUAAUCUGUUGAAAGCUAGCCGAACUAUAACAAUAUAUCAGAAUAAUACUUUUCAUUAUAUUAAAUUAUACCUUAUUUUUAUAUCGUCCGGUACAAAUAUCAUUAACUAAUCAAAUAUCAUUAAUUACAUCUGAUUUGAUAAUUUUUCUCAUAAAAAUUAUUAAAAAAAAAAAAAAUUAAAUGAGAACCUCAGAUGUAAAGCUAUAAACAUAUAAAAUUAUAUUAUAUUAUAUUCGUUUAAAAAGCAACCGGAAUCAAACUUAAUAAAUUAAAUAAGCGUACGGAAAAAAACAUCAAGUUUAGAGAAUAAAGUAAAAAGUAUUGUUAUAAGCGGACAAGAUAACAAAUCAAAAUAAACAUAGUCUAAAAUAUCAAUAUUUAAUAGAAAAAUAGCGAAUAUAUCUAUUAUAUAAAUAUAUCUAUAUAAAUCUCAGCAAUACAAAACUAUAACAAUAACAAAAAUAAUAUUAAUUAUAAGAAGUAAAUAUAAAGCAAACAAAACAAACAUACUCAUUCACCGGGAUGGAUUUACGUGAUGCUAUUGUAAUUUUUAUUAUAUGGAUAUUCACAUUUGGUGGCCUGCAUUAUACAAUCGCUGAUCAAGUGGUACUGCUUGAUACAACCAAAGAAGCCACACUGGAAUGGACACGGUAUCCUUAUGGACCGCAAGCGCAAACACCAGGCUGGGUGGAAGAGUCAUUCACAAAUUUCGGCAAACGUAUUAACUGGCGAAGUUACGUUGUCUGUGAUGUUGCCUAUCAUAAUGUCAACAAUUGGCUGUGGUCGCCAUUUAUUGAUCGAGGUCCAGCGAAUCGUCUAUAUAUCGAAAUUCAAUUCACGAUACGUGAUUGCUCGCUGUUUCCAGGGAACGCGUUAUCCUGUAAGGAGACGUUCAGCUUACUCUUUUAUGAGUUUGACGCAGCGACACGGGAACCACCUCCUUGGCAGCCGGAGAGUUAUAAGCUGAUUGCUCGGAUAGCAGCGGGAGAAGGCCGCUUCAAUCAGAAUUCUAAUGUAGAUAUUAAUACAGAAGUGAAAAGCAUAGCGGUUACAAAACGCGGUGUAUACUUUGCUUUCCGCGACCAAGGUGCCUGCAUUAGUGUCCUGGCGGUUAAGGUCUACUAUAUAACUUGCCCAGCAGUAACGGAAAACUUUGCUCAUUUUAACGAGACGCCGACAGGUCGUGAAAUCACGAUAUUAGAAAAAGCCACCGGUGCAUGUGUCGAAAAUGCUGAAGCCACCGAACCACCGACUUACCUCUGUAAGGGUGAUGGCAAAUGGACUAUUUUGACUGGUGGAUGUAAGUGCAAGGUGGGCUUCGAACCGAAUGCGGAGAAUCAAACAUGCAAUGUUUGCCCUGCCGGGACUUUCCGUUCCAUGGAAAUCACAAAGUGUACAGCGUGUCCAUUAAAUUCUAAGUCAUCGAAAAUAGGUUUAGCCUAUUGUCCUUGUCAGCCGAACUUCUAUCGGCAUCCCAAAGAUGGGAAACACAUGCCUUGUUAUAAGCCGCCCGGGCCACCUACCAAUCUUACACUGCUAUUUAUGGAUCAGACCAGUGCAAUUUUGUCCUGGAACGCGCCGAUUCGUCAACCAGAUGAGAUGGUUGAUUCUAAGUACCGAACAGAUGUGGUGUUUAAGGUCAAGUGUCCGCUGUGUAACUCAAAUGUGGUGUUGAAUCCUUCAACGGAGACUUUCAACGAUACUAAGCUGACGUUGACGAACCUCGAACCGGUUACAACGUACACAGUUCAAGUCCAUUCUAUGAACGGAAUUUCAUAUCCUGUGAGCACGUCAGACUCGAAUGAUACAGACUCUGAAGGGACUUCAGGGUCGUCUGGCUCUGCAUCAGUUAUUAGCAGUGUAAUUGAUGACAAGAACGCUAAAUAUUCUUCUGAAUAUCCUGAUGAUACCGCAACUGUUAUUAAGACGGAAUAUGCUGAGAUUACAUUUACCACAGAGUCUGCGAUCCUGAGCACGGUCUUCAAUGUACGUAUCGUAUCGAUAUCGAGUCGGGAAGUGGACCUAGUUUGGGAUAAGCCAGUUCACAGUGAUUCGCCUAUUGAGUUCUAUGAAGUUCGAUGGUUUCCCAAACCAGAAUUGGAUGCCAUGAAUAAGACCGCCCUGAAUACGAAGGAGACUAAAGCACAUAUCGAUAAUUUAAUGGAGAAUACAGAAUAUGGUUUCCAAGUCCGUUGUAAGACACUGAAUGGUUAUGGUACUUAUAGUAAUAUUGUUUAUGCGCAGACACAUCAAAGUGUGAGUCCAGUUUAUGAUGAUUCAAUGCAAAUGCGUAUUGUUGCCGGAGCUACAGUUGCUGUUGUCUUUAUCCUAGUCCUUGUUAUUGUUGCAACUGUUUUAUUUUUGCGUUCGAAAAAUCAGGAUGAAUUGGAUAAGAAAACCAACAAUCACCUACCCCUUCCAUUGGACUAUGCCAGCAAUGAAGUACACGCUAUGGAUACGACACCAAUUGUUAAAACAAUUCAAUCGAAUGCCUAUGGUUUCUAUCGUCAAAAUAAUAAUUUUCCAGUGACUACACCAUUGUUUGGUACCAGCCGAAGCUAUGUUGAUCCUCACACCUAUGAGGAUCCAAACCAAGCAAUUCGUGAAUUUGCACGAGAAAUUGAUGCAAGUUAUAUAACAAUUGAAGCAAUUAUUGGUGGCGGUGAAUUUGGUGAUGUCUGUCGUGGCCGUUUAAAAAUACCACCAAAUUUUGUGCAAGAUAUUGACGUUGCAAUCAAGACGCUUAAGCCUGAUUUCACCCUAGGCUCAUCUGAAAAGGCUCGCUGUGAUUUCCUAACGGAAGCAUCUAUAAUGGGACAAUUCGAUCAUCCAAAUGUAAUUUAUUUACAGGGUGUUGUUACACGUUCAAAUCCUGUUAUGAUUAUAACAGAAUAUAUGGAAAAUGGCAGUUUAGAUACAUUCCUACGUGCCAACGAUGGUAAAUUUCAAACAUUACAAUUAAUUGGUAUGCUACGUGGUAUUGCCAGCGGUAUGGCAUAUUUAAGUGAUAUGAAUUAUGUUCAUCGUGAUUUAGCCGCACGUAAUGUGUUGGUUAAUGCUCAACUUGUAUGUAAAAUAGCUGAUUUUGGAUUAUCAAGAGAAAUUGAAAAUGCCAGCGACGCAUAUACAACACGGGGAGGCAAGAUACCUGUGCGCUGGACUGCACCUGAGGCAAUUGCAUUUAGAAAAUUCACAUCGGCAUCGGAUGUUUGGUCCUAUGGCGUUGUGUUAUGGGAAGUGAUGUCAUAUGGGGAACGACCAUAUUGGAAUUGGUCGAAUCAGGAUGUAAUUAAAAGUAUUGAGAAAGGCUAUCGUCUACCUGCCCCCAUGGAUUGUCCGGAGGCUCUUUAUCAAUUAAUGUUAGACUGUUGGCAAAAGCAGCGAACGCAUAGGCCUACAUUUGCCAGUAUAGUAUCAACACUGGAUAAUCUAGCGCGGCAACCACAAGCGUUGCUAACAACACGUAGUUCACCGGAUAAUGACGGUUCCCAUAUGAUUGAUACACAAAGUGGUCAUAAUAUAUUUAUUAGUACAGAUUUAUGGUUGGAAAGUAUUAAAAUGUCACGAUAUUCGCAACAUUUUAAAGAGGCCAAUUUAGUUACAGCGCAACAGAUAUCAAGAUUAACAGCCCAGCAGCUAUCUGAUAUGGGGAUUACAUUAGUUGGCCAUCAGAAAAAAAUAUUACAUCAAGCUCGACAACUUGACACUAUAAUUUAGUGCAAUUAAUUAUAAAUAUUUCAUUUAAUAAGUCUAGGAUAUAUCUGAAAUCUUGAAUUCAGCUAAUUUCCACUGAUUCCGUUUCUCUUUUGAGAAUUUCACAUUAUAAGUUAUUCAAAUUGAAAACGUAUUAUAAUUUCCAAAAAAAGAUAAAAACAAAAAAUAUAUAAAACUAAAAGAGACGGACAUGAAAAUAUUUGGUGAAAUAAUGAAAGAUAUGGAUGAGCGUUAGGGUACCGGCAAAUGUUUUAACAAACCAGUCAAAUAUUAUAAAUUAACUGACAAUUGGAUUUAUUCGAAAUGUAAAACUGAUAGAAUUAGAAUUAAAAUCUAAAAUGAAGAACGGCGUCCGCUUGAAAUGGAAUUUAAUUAAUUCAGCAUGUGCUAAGUUAAAUAAGAGUCGAGUGAUUGAAAUUUACUAGUUAACAUUUGGAAUUCUAAUUUAUAAUGAAAAAAAUAACAAUAUGGAGGACAUGAUGUAUUAGAAUUGUUAUUUGUAUUUGGUUUCUAUUUAAUUUUAAAGGAUAUCUUUAUAGAUCGAACCCAAUGAUAUAAGUGGCUCUUCCAUUGCUGUCCCUCCAAGACUUCGGUUUUAAUAUAUAUAACUCUUAGAGCCCUAUUUCUAUUUCUAUUGAAUUUUUUGUGUUCGGUAUUCAACAAAUAUUUAUAACCUGAACAAUCAUAAAUCGCAAGCAAUUUAAAGAUCUCUUAUUCCUUGUUGAAUCUCUGAAAGUAUAAUUUUUAAUUUAAUUUAAUUCUUGAUCAAAAACCAUUCUUUUUUAUGUAAAACAAGGCAGCGAAUUUCAUAUGCUAAUUUCUUGCCAUUUAAUAUUUUUCUAAUGGGAGAGAAAGGAUCUAAAACGUACAAAAUAUAAACGGCCAAUUAAAUUUUAUGUGUAUAUAUGUGUUGUGUUCUUCUUGAAAAAAAUUAAUUUACUAACGACAGGCCUGAACGUAUAUAAAUAUUGAACUGUUGAUAAUUUGAAAUUUGAAAAUCAGAGACAUAGCAAUAUGAUAUAUGCCUAAUAUCACAAAGUGAGACAUUUUUGAGAAACGAAAUCAAAUAAAUAGAUUUGAAACAACGCAACACCAAUAUGCUAAAUUCUAUAUGUAUAUAAUUAAAAAACAAACAAGCCUACAUAUAAAAAGAAUGGAAAUGUACAAUAGGGGCCUGCUCUCGUUAUUUCAAUAAAUUUAAUUCUAAAAAAACACAAAACAAACCAGUGAAAGAAUAGAUAAUUUCAUUUAUCCAUUUGAAUAUUCAAAAACAUCAAUAUCUCAAAAUUCCGUUUUAUAUUUCUAAUAAUUAUAAAAAAACUUAGAUUUGCGAUGAUAUACGCGAAUCAGAGACUUGAAAAUAAAAAUAGAGAACAUAAACAUUUGGAAAACAACAAAGCACUCUAAUGAGGCGAAAAUUUCAAUGAACCGAAAUGUGAUUUAAUUUUCCAUUUAUUUUUUUUUAUUGUAUCUUUUUUUUUUUAAUUAUUAAUUUAAUUUUUUUAAAUAAGAAAAAAAAAAAAACAAAUAUUUAACUUAAGUGUAAUUCCUUUUUAUACAUACAUUAAAACAAGAAAAAAUAUUAAAAUUUUUCACUAGCUUUUUUAAAAAUUAUAUAGUUAUCAUUAAACAAAAGAAAAAUGAAUGAAAGAAAACUUAUAUAAAAAAAAAUACAAAAAGAAGACAGCGUGUUUUUACUUUAGAAUAAGAAUUAUGUGGAUAUCAUUCAUUUUUUCAUUAUCAUGAAUUAAAAAAUAAAUGCAGAAUCUGUUAUGGUGACAAUUCAAUGAAAAUGAAGUUAGAAAAAGUCAACAAAAAACCCAACAUAAAUAAAUUAUAUCUCUCAAGCGGGAGAAUAAGAAAUAGUUACAACACCACAAACAUUUCUGUUUUGAUAUAUUUAUAUAUGUAUAUAUAUCCAUGCAUAUACAUGUAGAACGAAAACGCCAGCUUGAUUUUUAUCUUCCAUUUUUUUUUCAACUGAUUUUUUACUAUUCCUUUUUUUACAUAUAAAUUAGAAGAAGGGAAGAAAAGUAAACAAGAAAAUAAAAAAAAACAAAAAGUAUAUAUAUAUAUAAUAUGUAAAGUCGUGUAGAGAAAUAGUGCUAAAAGAAACUAAACGAAGGAAAAUCAACAACUGGUGAGCGCAUAUAUAACAUACAUUAAAGCAAGAAAACACACAAAAAAACAAAAACGAGGCAACCAAAAUCUAGAGAACAAAUCCAGAAGGCGAUAAGGAAUAUUUGAAUAAAAAUCACACAAAAAAAAAUAAAUCAAAGAAGAAAAAAAUAUUACAUAUUACUUAAUGCGCAAUGUGAAUAUGUCUGAGCGAAUGAGAGAAAUAGAGAGAAAGA